Molecule: messenger RNA, 3808 nt
Organism: Eublepharis macularius
Lineage: Eukaryota; Metazoa; Chordata; Lepidosauria; Squamata; Eublepharidae
Gene: TMEM200A
Product: transmembrane protein 200A
Exons: 2
Coding region: 141-1616 (491 amino acids)
Source: RefSeq, a predicted model, not a curated record
UGAAGAGAUGCGCUGCUGCUCUGGCUCGUCUUGAGCCUCUUUCUGUGCUGUGAAGGAGCCUAAGAAGGAGGCGCGUCUUCUGAGAACACAAAAGGGAACGAGAGACAGCGCACGUUUGCCACAGAUCAAUAAAGAAAACUAUGAUAGCAACUGGUGGAGUUAUCACAGGACUGGCUGCCUUGAAGAGGCAAGACUCUGCCAGAUCUCAGCAUCAUCUAAAUCUAACAGCGUCGCCAGCCACUGAAGAGCAAAAGCCAAUCAAGCGCCGACCCCGGGCAGAUGUAGUCAUCGUCCGAGGCAAAAUCCGACUUUAUUCCCCAUCAGGAUUUUUCCUGGUUCUCGGUGUGCUCAUUGCAUUCCUGGGGAUUGCUAUGGCAAUCCUUGGAUACUGGCCCCAAAAGGACCCUUUUCUAGAGCCUGGAGACAGCCUGUCGCUAAAUGAGACCGAAGUUAUAGAAAAGGAAGGAGGAAUUAUCAUUCGUUUCUUUGAACAGCAUUUACAUUCUGAUAAGAUGAAAAUGCUGGGGCCUUUCACUAUGGGAAUUGGAAUCUUUAUUUUUAUUUGUGCCAAUGCUAUGCUCCAUGAAAACCGUGACAAGGAGACAAAAAUCAUACACAUGAGAGACAUCUAUUCUACUGUCAUUGAUAUACAUACCCUGAGGAUCAGUGAACAAAAGCAGCUGAAUGGAGCUUACACGGGCUUUGUGGGGGAGCCUGAAAUCAAGCAGAGUGGAAGCUCCUGUGCAGCACGGCUGGCAGCCAAUACAAUUGCACCUUUUUCAGGCUUUGCAAGCAACUUUCAAGUGGACAGCAAUACUGACGAAGAUGAAAUGUCUGUGAGUGACAGAAAAAAUGCCACUCAUCUUUUACCACCUUUGCUGACUGAGCGCUCUGGUUCAGUCUUUGGCCUCUAUGCUCACUCUGGGAAAGGAAAGGAGGAUAGGAGCACUGGCUCUCUAAAAUGUGAAACAAAGUCCAUUGUGUCAUCCUCCAUUAAUGCUUUUACAUUACCAGUAAUCAAACUAAAUAACUGUGUGAUUGAUGAACCCAGUAUAGACAAUAUUUCUGAGGACUCUGCAAGCACCAGAGGCCAGCCUAGAAAUUUAUCUAUGGACUCUCUAGCUGUUCCGUUAGCUGAUACCAAUGACCAUUACAAACCUGCUUGUGGACUGCUACCAAGAAGCAGUUUAUAUGGUGACUCUUCACCCAGUCAGUCCAAAUCUGCUAUGACUCUUGGACCAAGCACUGGAAAGCUUUUGUCACCUGGUGCAGCCAGAAAGCAGUUUGGAUCAAACACCUCUUUGCAUUUUUUGUCUGCACAUUCAAAAUCCCUAGACUUAGACAGGGGACCUUCAACCCUCACUGUCCAAGUUGAACAAAGAAAACAUCCAAGUUGGCCAAGACUGGAUCGGAACAACAGUAAAGGUUAUAUGAAACUAGAAAACAAGGAGGACCCAAUGGACAGGCUGCUUGUACCACCAGCCUCAGUCAAGAAGGACUUCACUAAUAAAGAAAAGCUUCUUAUGAUUUCCAGAUCUCAUAAUAAUCUAAGUUUUGAACAUGAUGAGUUUUUGAGUAACAAUCUAAAGCGUGGAACCUCUGAGACAAGGUUUUGAUAGACUAGAAUAAUAAUUAAUGAAGUAUGUGACAGUAUUUUUUAAGAAAACAAUUUUGACAUGUGACUUUUUUGUUUGUCUUUUUGUUUCCAGUGAAACUGGUGCAAACCUGUUUUUACCAAAUGUUUCUAUCAGAUUAAAUUGCCUUGUGUUAGCAAAGGUUAUUUCCACCUCUGCAAUGCCAAGUGUUUAAUGUCAAACAGCUUGUUCAUCCAAGCACUUAAACUGGCAUAAUGCCAUUUGAAUGGGUUUUGUGCUGAGAGGGUGGCUUAAGAAUUGACGUCCUCUUAAUUUACAAUUGCAAUACUGUAAAUUGUCACCACUCAACAUAUAUUGGUGCCUCAGAUUCUGUUUUCCACCAGUCUCAUUGCUCUUUUGUUUCUGUUUUAGCAUGCUAUCUUCCAUUGCUACAAGACACCAAAAGAGCUGACAGGUUAAGCUUCUGCGUGCAUCAAUGAUAGCAACCUUUUAACUAUGGUGCUUUUAGCUGAAAACAGAAGGGGAUUUAAGGUUUCCAGUGGGAUAGCACAAUUUGAUCCUUUUGAAUGGCCUUCUAUUCUACAUUACAAACAAUUUUUGAAACUGUUCGGAAGAGGUUUACCAUGUUAUAUAGGUGCUGCUCAUUGAGAAACAAAAACUCAAAUUUCCCCUAGGUAUGAGGGAUUAAUUAGUUGCCUGGUUCUCUGGAUCCAAGCAAUAAUGUGGAUAAUGGGCAUCUUUCUUUGAAAUCUUUCUCUCAUGCAAUUGAAACAAAUAUAGAAUUAGGGUGAAAGUCCUAUGUAGUAACAAAUAACAUUUAUUCCAGCAGAGCUUGCACACUGUAAGAUCCCAGUAGGUUUUGCCCCCUGGAUGGGAUUUGAGAAACAAGAACAAGUAUAUAGACUGAAAACCAGUUUUGUGAAUUUGAUAUCAGUUACACUGAAUACCAAUGUCAUGUGUUGAGUAGUUCUGUUGUAAUGAGGCAAGGGCCAGAGAGUGAAAUGCUACAGGGGAUCUAGGAAGAUAAGCUGUGAGAACAGAAGGGCAAGAAGUGAAUAAGGGUCCAUGCUAGCCAACAAAGGCAUUCUCUGAAAAAAUUGGCUUUUUUAGCCAGUGUAGUUAGUAGUUAGAGAAUUGGACUCAGAACUGGUUUGAGUUUGAGCCAGGUUUGAGCCAGUCUCUCUCAGCAUAAACUACCUCGCAGAGUUUUCGUGAGAUAAAACAGAGGAGAGAAGAAUGAUGUAAACUGCUUUGGGUGCUUAAUGGAAAGAAAGGUAGAUAUAAAUGGAAUGAGUGAGUGAGUGAAUAUUUAGAAUGUAUGAGGAAUUAAUACAGGUCCCAUUGGGGAGAAGGUGUGGAAUAAUUGAAGUGAAUUAAUAAAUAAAUAUUUAAAAUGUAUUAGGAAUUAAUAAAGGAAUGAAAUAUAGUAAGGUUAUAUAGUAGGGUAGUUCAGGUCAGUUUUGAGUGACAGAACUACCUGUCAGGAUUGGGAUUGCAGGAAAUUCAAACCGUCAACACAUUUUAAAAACAGACGUGUGAAGAAGAGGAAUUUUGCUUGUAUAACAGUCACUGAUUACAUGUUUUAAUGAUUAUGGUACAGAUUGAAAUAACAAAUAUUGCAGUUCAGUAACCAUAUUCAUGUUAAAUAUGAAACUGCUGUGGACCAUAUUUUUAAUUAUUAUAAAAUCACUUUAUGCGAAGAUAAACUAUAUUAUGAAUGCCACAAAGAUGAUCACCUAAAAGGCAAAUGUUAUAUGUCUUCCAGUCAGGUGGUCACCACUGAAGAGAGUUAUAGCUUAAAAAAUUAGUAAUUUGAAUUGGUCAACUAGGAAACCUCUUUCUGUUUCAUGAAGAUAAUUAGACCCUACUGUAAUUAACCAGUCUAGUGUAUCCCUGUUCACCCUGUGGAUUGGCCAAUGGGAUCAUCAUGUUAAUUGGCCUUUUUAGCAGUUGUUUCAUAUUCUUCAUUAACUCAGGAAUUAUUUUAAUAGUUUCUCCCAAAACAGUUAUGUCAAAAUAUUGUACUUCAGUUGAAUAUGAAAGGGAAAACAGAAUUUUUGUACUGAUUUCAAGCUCCAUAUCCAUAUCCUACCAAUGCCAUGUUUCAGUAUCAAUAGCAUUAUUUGCCCAGUGAAUUAAGGCAUAGUGUUAGACUCCCAAGCCUAUAUAUUGUAAAAAAGUUAGUUAAAUAUUUUGCUAUGAAGCUUUUAAUA